AUGUCAAAAGACACUGUCCCAGAAAAAUAGCAAGUCCUUUAAGAAAGUACAUAAGAACAAGCACAAUAAACAUAAAUAGAAGGAUAAAAUCAAUAAGAACAAUAAGUGAAACAGGAUACUCAAAUAAAAGUUGAGAAUUAAGAAAACUAAGAAAAACAGGAAAUAGCUACAGAAUAAGUUAAAUAAGAUAAGGAAGACAUUAAAGAAAAUUAACAAUCAUCAUAGACAUAAGAAUAAAUCAUACAGAAGGAUGUUGAAUCUGAAAUUACUAAAAAUGAAAAUAAUAUAGAAGAAAAUUAAGUAAAAGAGUAAUAAGAAAAAUAAUAAAUAACUGAAAAAGGUGAAGUAAUUACUACAUAAAAUUUGGACAAUAUAUUCUUAAAAGCUGAUUAUAAUUUUCCUGUAUUUUUUCAUAUUCUAUAUGUUAGAUUGAAAUAAAAGUGAGUGAUCCUGUUUAAAAGGGGGGAAAUAUUUCAACUUAUUAUGUUUACACUAUCAAAGGAAAAGAUUGCUUUGGAGAAUUUGAAACUUAAAGAAGAUUUAAUGAAUUCUAUACAAUAAGAGAAUUACUCUUAGUUAAAUGGCCUGGAUAAUAUGUACCACCAAUUCCUGAGAAAUCUGUUAGUACUGGAUCAGAGAUAAUCAUUGAAAGGACAAGAUUGCUUAAUAUAUUUUGUAUGAAGAUGAUGUAGAUUAAGCAUCUCUAUUAUUCAGAAGAAUUUUAUGAUAUCUUUUUAAGGUCAACAAAUCCUGAUUUAAAUAAAGUAUUUUGAUAUAUACUAUAUAAAUAGUAAUUAGCUUAAAUACCUAAAUAAAAUGUAUUUGCUUACACAGAUAGAUAUAAAUAAACAUUUCAAAUCAAUGAGAUUAAAGAAAUCUCACCUGAAAUGAUUAAGAAAAUGAGUGGAGUUUAAUCAUUUUUAAAAUAAUCUUAAAUCUCUUUGACAAAAUAAUUAGAACAAUCCAAAUCUUUAAGUUCUAGUCGAAAAUAGUUGAAGGAAACCUUUUUCACAAUAUUUGGACUUAACAUAUCUGAAUAUGAAAAAUAAAUUCUACAGGAAUGGGUACCUUAAAAUAAAUUGAUAUUUGCUAAUCCUGCAAAUACAGAUAUUUUAGAACUAACCAAAAAGAUUGUAUUAUUUAAUAACUAAAUAUAGAGAGAUCCAUGUAAUAAUUCUCUUGAUAAAAUAUAAGAUUUAAUCUCAACAGAGAUAAGAGAUAUUGAAGCAUUUUUAUAAGCUUUUUAAACUAGAGAUUCUCUAAUGUAAUCAAAAUAGAAAGCAGAAUAAAAGUUAAGUGAAGAAUAAUCAGAUUUAUAUAAAAUUAUGAAAGGAAAUUCAACAAUGAAAGGUUCUUUUAGUAAACUAAGUUUGGAAGAAUAAAAAUCAAAAUUAGAAUUAUAAUUAAAUGAAGUAAUUUUAUUAAUAAUAUUUAGACUCAAAAAGAGGUUGAUUAAUAUAAAUUAUUAUUUUAAUUGGUUACAGAUGUUUUGACAUCAUAUACAAUUGAUAAAUUUAAAAAAGAUAAACAUUAAACUUACAAAUCUAUUCUGGCAGAUUUAGCAUAAUGUGAAUAAUAAUAUUUGGAAAUCUAAUAAUAAUUUUGGUCUAAAGUAUAAUAAGUAAUAGCAUAAAAUUAAGAACCUUGA
Messenger RNA from Paramecium primaurelia, 1648 nucleotides. Lineage: Eukaryota; Ciliophora; Oligohymenophorea; Peniculida; Parameciidae. The record is from the annotation of a GenBank genome assembly.